AUGUCUUUGAGAUGGGUAGGUGUAUUGAUACCUAAUCAGAGAAGUGGGAAAAAUAAAACUAUAAAUUUGGUUAAAGGUAAUUGUAGAAUAGCAAUAACCAAGCUCCCAAAAAGUUUAGAAGAAGAGAUCGUCAGAGAGAAAGCAAAACAAAUCUUGCAAAAUAGAUAUAGGUUUAGUGAAGAUCAAGUAAAUGCCUUAUUCACAAUCCUGAAAAACGAAAAAAUGGAGGAAGAAACAAUUGGGGAUAUGCCACAACAGAUUUUACGAGAUAAACUUAGCAUUAGAGAUGUAAGAGCUGAAGCUUAUGCCUUAGCCCUAUCAGCAAAAAAUGCUAAUGCUGGCUCAUCACGUCUCACUCGUCUUCGUAGAGAAUUAAGGAACCUUAAUGCAUCACUUGAGAUAAUUGAGGUUACAAAAUUUCCAGAUAUUACAGAAGAUGCCAACAAAAUCCAGAGUGUCAAUCGAAAAAAAGCUGAAGCUAAACGUAUUGAUUAUCCAGAUGAAUUUACAUUAGAAUCAGUCAAAGAAAUAUUAGAUGCGUAUAAUAUUAAAACUUUACCUAAUUGUCAGGCUCUUUCUGAUGUUAUGGUGAUGCUUUGUAUUCGUCCUGCUGAACUUAAAACUUUAUGCAUUACAAAUGCUGAAGUGAUGGGAUAUGCGAAGAAUCGAGGUCAGCCAGAUAUUUCCAGAAAAUUUAGAUCAAUGGAAAAGAAUCAAGAACGAGCCAAAAAACUACUUAUUUGGAUUCAGCAUGCUAUAUCAUCUGGACGAAUGGGUGAUCCAGGAGCAGUUUACGGUGCAGUAGCACAUGAGGCUAAGAAUAUGGCCCACGCUUAUACAAUUGCUGGAGAAUGUCUACGUCAUUCAUCUGAUAAUCAUACUUCUCCUGUGCAAAAUUACGUUGUAGUCAAUUAUAGAAAAAGAGGAGUUCCUUAUGAGCAAGCAAGACGAUUUCAUAUCUAUGAUCAAGAUUAA
This is a messenger RNA of Dentiscutata erythropus, 975 nucleotides long. Lineage: Eukaryota; Fungi; Glomeromycota; Glomeromycetes; Diversisporales; Gigasporaceae. The record is from the annotation of a GenBank genome assembly.